Molecule: messenger RNA, 2054 nt
Organism: Oncorhynchus keta (chum salmon)
Lineage: Eukaryota; Metazoa; Chordata; Actinopteri; Salmoniformes; Salmonidae
Exons: 9
Coding region: 1103-1783 (226 amino acids)
Source: RefSeq, a predicted model, not a curated record
CACCUUUUUGUACUAGUGUGGCUUUUCGUGUAACAAACCAAUGUUUACAGAAGAGAUUCUAUUUUUUAUGAGGCAGGACCUGGCACAUCCACAUUGCUGCUUUAGGGGACAGUGCUGUAAUCUCUCAGGCCAAUAGAUUGUUAUUCUAUCAGCAGAGGAGAGCAGAGCAGAGAGGCUGUCACAGGAAUAUUUGGGUCAGGGGACCUUUCCUUCUCCUGCCCAGACUAAUAGGAAUUGAUUUAUUUGAGCUCUCUGGGAGGAGAAAAAUGUGUUUAUCCUAAGUUAGGCAGGCCUGAAUAAAUGAUGGCAAAUCACUGCAAGUUUUAAAUGGUAAAAGAGACCGAAAGGGGGAGAAAUGUGAUGGGUAACUGUAUUUGUUUGAUCAACAGCACCCUCUGGUGGCCACAGAGGAAGUGAAUCCGAAGUCCAGAGAACAGACCUUUAUGGCUUCAGAGCCAGACUGACAGGUAGUGAGGAGAGUUGAACUUCAUAUCCCAUGAUGCACUGUACUUUCGUACUGUACUGCUCAUCAUUUGUUUGAAAUGUGCUGUCUGUAAAAAGGGCUCCUGAUCCUUUGGAAGUCAACACACAAUUUGCAUGGUUCAACUAUAAAGUCAGCAAUUAAUUCUGAUAAGAGGUGCAUUGACAUCAGUCUUCAUGAGUUAUAGUGUGUGUGCAUGUGUAAAUAUGUGUUGGAGGCAGACAUGAUGCCAAAAUAUGAAAUAUUAUAGCCAUGUCCAGGUUUGACCGCUGGCAUUUUGUUCUAAGCAACUCAGUGGCCUUAGGGUGGACACUCUAACCACAAGGUUGGGAGUUCAAUCCCCUGCUGAAUCAUACCAAAGGGUUUAAAAAUGGAACCCGAUGCGUCUCUGCUUGGCACUCCACAUCAAGGAGCUAGAUUGAAGGAACAUCAAACUCCAGGUGCCAAGCAGGGCACAAACAUGUUCCGGUAUUAUCUGUAUAUUGUAUGUGUUACUGUCUGGUAGCCGUGGGCUGUGGCUGGUGAGGUGAUUUGCAUUCAUAUCAGUGUUUAUAUCAGCCACAGUGUACAAUAACUUUCUGUAGAGAUGCUCACUCACUCCUCGUCCAGGGAACUCCGUGCAUGACCAGAGAUCCAGCACAAGAGAUGGUACCAAUGAAGGCGAGGACAGGCUUGUAUUCACUUGCUUGCCUUCUCAUGAUCAGUAGUGUCUGUUCUACCUGUGUUCCCUUGAUGUGUCUAAAGUGCAAUUUAACACACUCACCUGGAAUAUCUGCUGCGGGAUUACCAGACAAUGCCAUCUGUGACACCCUGUGCUCAGACACUACCCAAUGCUUCAAUGCUACUGUUCAACAGUACUGCUCAAAAGAUUUUAAAGUGUUACUGAACACCAGUUCUGGGUUCAAAGUGCAGGAGGGUGAUAACCUCGACAUUGAGUGUUCCCAUAACCUGCCGGUGGAACCAAAAAGCCCGCUCGUGUUUGUCUGGCUGAUGGAUGGCGUCCACCUGAAGGGCAAGAACAGUAGCCUGCUCACCGUGAAGAAGGUUGGUAUAGAUACCUCUGGCAAGGAGAAAUAUGCCUGCACCAUCCAGAGUCCCUGUGGCAACUUCACCUCAGAACCAAAGGAGAUUGAAGUUGAAGGCAUGACGAUGUUGAUCAUAGUGAUCUGUGGUGUGUCUGCUGUUGUGCUGAUCCUGGCCAUGGGUAUAGGCAUGAAGAUCAUGCUGAAGAUGGAAUUUGCGAAGACAAAGAACAGGAGGCAGCAGAAUGCUCAGAACCUACAGAGAACUACAAUAGAGUAGUGUUUCAUUUUCUGCAAAUUCCACCAAAUGUCAUACAUGAGAAAAUGGCAAGAAUUUGACAUGAUUACACUGUAAAUGGAUAAAUAGCUAACAAUUUUAUUGUUGUAUUUGCAAUUUAAUCAACAUAAUUUUAUCUCAAAGUCAGUGUUGUUAACAUGGAAGAGCCACAGAUAUGUUGAUCCUCUGGCAGUGCCGCACAGCAAGUUUGGAGAUUUGUCCCAAUAAAUAAUAUGCCAAAUUAAUUAUAUUUAUUAAUAAACAUUUAUGUGUA